This is a messenger RNA of Manacus vitellinus (golden-collared manakin), 1012 nucleotides long. RefSeq names its product claudin 34 (gene CLDN34). Gene Ontology annotation, molecular function: structural molecule activity. Gene Ontology annotation, biological process: cell adhesion; bicellular tight junction assembly. The transcript has a single exon. Bases 58 to 702 code for a protein of 214 amino acids. NCBI's taxonomy places the organism in Eukaryota, Metazoa, Chordata, Aves, Passeriformes, Pipridae. The record is from RefSeq and is a predicted model, not a curated record. Gene Ontology annotation, cellular component: plasma membrane; bicellular tight junction.
UCUCUCUUCACAUGGCAACAGAGCAGUGUCUGCAACAGAGCAGAAGACCUCCAGAGGAUGAGCUCCCUGGUCAAUGCCUCACACCUCCAGCUCACUGCCUUCGUUCUGGGUACGGUAGGCUGGAUCUUGUGCACCAUUUCAAUGGGAAUGGUGGAAUGGAGAGUGUGGCACGUGGACAACACCAGCAUCAUCUCCUCUGGCAUUGCCUGGGUGGGGAUUUGGAAAGUCUGCUUCAUCAGUUACCUUCACGUCUCACCUGGCUAUAGAGAACAGUUCUGCCAUAAAUUCAGUGGCUAUGAGUCCUUCGUCCCCCAUGAAAUUUAUGCUGCUCAGGGUCUCCUGUUGAUUGCCAUGUUCGUGGGCUUGCUGGGACUGGCUGCUACAAUAUUUGCUCUGAGAAAUGUGUAUAUGGGAAUCACUCACAAGACUCUUAUUACCCCUUUCUUCCUGGUGGGUGGCUUCUUCUACAUAUUUGCUGGUCUGUGUGUCCUGAUUCCUGUGAGCUGGAAUUUCUAUUCUGUAACGCACAACAGGAGCAUUGCUUUUCCUCCUUCUUAUUACAUGCCCUCCAGUCCAGUGGCUCAGGAAGCUGGUCCUGCAAUUCCUGUUGGGAUUGUGGCUGUCAUUCUCCUGCUGCUAAGUGGGACUUUUUCUCUCUCAUACAGAUUUCCAGGGACCACAAAUACUAUAACAAAAUCCUGACAGGACAAAUCCCCCGUGCUAUUUCAGAACAAGAACAUAGUCAAGAGAUAAGGACAGCAGGAUGAGUGGUUGUAUAGUUAAGGAACUGCAGAAUUUAAUUUUAUUCUAUAGUAGCUAUUUUCUUAUAUGAACCAAUUGAGUUACCAUCUUAAUGGUCACAUAUGACCAGAGGUUCGUUUUGAGAUAACUGCUGUUGAGCAGCAACUGUGAUUAAAUUUUGCCAGUUCACCCCUUUUGUAUGUACAAACACUACUGAUUAAUUUAUUUUUUUGUUUGUGUAAACUAUUAACCAUGCUUAAGGAGCUGGCUC